Phaedon cochleariae (mustard beetle) is the source of this 3075-nucleotide messenger RNA. The record is from the annotation of a GenBank genome assembly. Lineage: Eukaryota; Metazoa; Arthropoda; Insecta; Coleoptera; Chrysomelidae.
AUGAAUUUCUUCCGCCGCACAUUGAAGAAGCUGCCAAUUUUAGAAUUAUUGUCUAGUAAGUCAAAGCGACAGUACGAGUUUUCAUACGAACGUUUCUUGAAAUGGUGUGAUCAGAAAAAUGUCAGUGGAAAGGAGGCCAGUGAAAAAGUGCUUCUUGCAUACUUCGAAGAAAAGUCCAAAAUAUGGAAAUCGUCAACGCUUUGGUCGAAUUACUCUAUGUUGAAGUCGAUGAUGAACAGAAAUGAUCAUGACAUAAGCAGAUAUCACAAGCUUGUGGCUUUUUUGAAGCGAAAGGGUGAAGUAUAUCGACCGAAAAAGUCAAAAGUAUUGACAAGAGAACAAAUCGACAAAUUUCUCGCAGAAGCCCCAGAUGAAAUAUAUCUAAUGCAGAAAGUUGCUGCGAUUUUUGGUGUUUUUGGAGCCUGUCGUCGAGAAGAACUGUGCGAUUUGACAAUAAAUAAUAUCGAGGAUUCCGGAACUUCACUAGUUGUGCAUAUACCAGACACAAAAAUUAAUGUACAACGCACCUUUGUUGUAAGUGGUACAUUGUAUAUGAACUACUACAAAAAGUACAUAGCCCUUUGUCCAGUGGAUAUUAAUCAGUCUAGAGUUUUUAUAAAAUGCAUUAAAUGUGCCAGGACUCCAGUUGGAAUCAACACAUUUGCUAGUUUGUUGGCGGACUCUGGUGCUAGUCUUACUACAAUUAAAAAACAUGGUGGAUGGAAGUCCAGUACAGUAGCAGAGGGUAAUAUAGGAGACUCGCUACAAAGGAAACAGACCAUUGCAGAUCAAAUUUUGUCGAAAACUUCGGCAGAUAAUAUUGCUCUCUGCCCUGGUAGUGAAGAAGAUUUUAUUCGCAUGGUUCGUGAUAAUAUUACGGCAGCCAAUGCAUAUGUUUUACCACAAGAUAAUAGUAUCUUGAUUGGUGAUUUGAGAAACGAGAGAUGCAUUCAUGAAACCAGCAAAGGUGUUUCAACGAAACAACUUUCAGUAUGCGGAGUUCCUCAAGGUUCAAUACUUGGUCCUCUUUUGUUUGGUAUAUACACAUGUAAUUUAACAACGUGCCUGAUGCAUUGUUCUGUUCAUUUAUGUGCAGACGACACACAAUUAUAUUUGUCUUUUUUCUCAAGCGAUAAACAACUACCUCAAGAUGAAAUUAACUCUGAUUUAAAGCGAUCAAUCGCAUUUUCAGAUAACCAUAAUUUACAAUUGAAUGCAUCAAAGUCAUCAGUAUUAAUAUUCGGUAGACAAAAGCAGUUGGUAGAAUCGGUGUUUAGUGUUAAAAUUCAAGAUAAUUCUUUGCAGUGCUCCAAAAGUUCAAGAAAUCUCGGUCUCGAAUUUGAUACUCAUUUACGUUUCAAGCCGCACGUUAAUAAAUGUAUCCAACGGGCGUAUGACUAUGGCACUUUCGACUUCAUUAUAGUUGGAGGCGGAUCAGCUGGUACACUUUUGGCGAACAGACUCUCAGAAAUAGCGGAUUGGAAAAUUCUUCUACUUGAAGCGGGUGGACCAGAAAACGAUUUCUCUGAUAUUCCUGGACUGAACGCGUUUCUAAUGUUCUCAGAUAUGAAUUGGGGAUACUAUGGUAAACCCCAAUCACAAGCUUGUCUUGGAAUGAGGAACAAUUCUUGUGUUGCUCCCAGAGGAAAGGUGCUUGGCGGAUCCAGUGUGAUAAAUGCGAAACAGUUCGUGAGAGGAAACAAAGAAGAUUUCAACUUAUGGGAAGCGAUGGGAAAUGCUGGCUGGUCUUAUAAUGACGUUCUGCAAUAUUUCAUUGAAUUUGAGAACUAUCACAUCUAUAACGCUGAUCCUUUUUAUCAUGGGACAACCGGUCCAUUAGAUGUUGGUUAUACAGAACCCACAAUAAUGACAGAAGCUUAUAUAUAUGCAAUGAGAGAGUUGGGCUAUCCAUGGGUGGAUUUCAAUGGAGAAAAUCAAAUCGGAUCAUCACAGGCUAUAUUGACAAUCAAAGGAAAUAAAGCAUCAACAGGAGGAAGAGCAUUCAUUGAUCCAAUAAUUAUGAGUAGACCCAAUCUCAAUGUAACUCUCAAUGCCUUUGUGACGAGAGUAUUAAUCACCCAUGGCACAAGAAGGGCAAAUGGUGUAAGAUUCAUCAGAAAUGGUGAAAUAUAUGAAGCAAGAGCAUCUAGGGAAGUAAUUCUUUCAGCUGGGGCAUACAAUACCCCUCAGUUAUUGAUGUUAUCAGGAAUAGGACCAAGAUCAGAACUAAGGAGACAUAAUAUAAGUCUGAUUGAAGAUCUUCCUGUAGGACGAAACUUCCAAGAUCACCCUAUGUUCAUUGGGCUAGUUUUCAAAACCAACCAAAGUUUAUUCAACGAAUCUUUUGAAGAUAUGAUUUCGGGAUAUCUGAAGUCUCAUCGACCACUUACGACCAGUUUCAAUAUCGACUCUCUUGGUUUCAUAAAUGUCAACGAUAGUGAAAGCACUGUUCCAGAUAUUGAACAUAUGGUGAUGGCACCUCCAGGUUGGAAUUCACCCGCACUCAUUAGUAGAGUCCAAAACCUGAAUGAAGAAACGUUAGCUGCUUAUUUCAGAGAAUAUAACCCACACACAGACCUCGUCUUCUUGACAGUUUUGCUUCAUGAAAAAUCCAGAGGAUCAAUCACUUUAAGGUCGAAUGACCCUCGUGAUUUCCCGAUCAUAGACUACAAUUAUUUAACUGAUCGAAAUGGAUACGAUAUUGAAACAUUUUACAAUGGAAUAGAACAUACAUUGAAGUUACUUGAAACCGAUGCUUUCAAGGCAAUCAAUGCUUCAGUUAUCUCUGUGGUAGCUGGGUGUGACGAACACCCACAGUUCUCUCGAGACUAUUGGUAUUGUGCUAUUAGACAACUGAUAACGACUGUUUAUCAUCCGGUAGGAACAACAAGAAUGGGAAAUUCUAGACACAAUUCAGUGGUGUCCAACAAACUGAUAGUUCAUGGAAUGGAAAAUCUUAGAGUAGUUGAUGCUGGUGUAAUGCCAGAAAUUCCUUCUGGAAAUGUCCUUGCGGCGACGUACAUGAUUGCAGAAAAAAUAUCAAAUGAUAUCAAACUUCAUUAUCGUCAAUUAUGA